Molecule: messenger RNA, 1690 nt
Organism: Chaetura pelagica (chimney swift)
Lineage: Eukaryota; Metazoa; Chordata; Aves; Apodiformes; Apodidae
Gene: RAB3IP
Product: RAB3A interacting protein
Exons: 10
Coding region: 23-1408 (461 amino acids)
Biological process (GO): exocytosis
Cellular component (GO): Golgi to plasma membrane transport vesicle
Molecular function (GO): guanyl-nucleotide exchange factor activity
Source: RefSeq, a predicted model, not a curated record
UUCAUAUGAUGAGGCUUUUAUUAUGGCCAGUGACCCCUUGGAAGGCUUUCAUGAAGUGAACCUCGCUUCGCCUACUACACCGGAUCUUCUUGGAGUAAAUGAGUCAGGGACUCAGGAACAAACUACCUCACCCAGUGUUAUCUACCGACCACAUCCUUCUGUUGUGUCCUCCACACCAAUCCAACCCAAUGCAUUAAAUGUUUCUGACCUUCCCACACAACCUGUUUAUUCAUCUCCCAGACAACUGAACUGUGGAGAAGCAUCAUGUGUCAGCAUCAAUGUUACCGACGCAGUACUUUCUUCUACCUCUGGACCCCAGGGUGGGUCAUUCAAUCACAGUCAUUCCAGAAAGGAGAGCAAUAAUGCAGAGAGAGAGUUUUUGCAGGGUGCUACAGUAGCAGAUGUUGCUGAAGGAAAUGAAGAUAUUUUUGGGUUGAGUACAGACAGUUUAUCUCACUUACGGAGCCCAUCUGUACUGGAAGUAAGAGAAAAGGGCUAUGAAAGAUUGAAAGAAGAACUUGCAAAAGCUCAGAGGGAGCUGAAGUUAAAAGAUGAAGAAUGUGAAAGGCUUUCUAAAGUGCGAGAUCAACUUGGACAGGAAUUGGAAGAACUUACAGCUAGUCUGUUUGAGGAAGCACACAAAAUGGUUAAAGAAGCUAAUGUUAAACAGGCUGCAGCAGAAAAACAGCUGAAAGAAGCACAGGGAAAGAUUGAUGUCCUCCAGGCUGAAGUAGCAGCAUUGAAAACACUAGUACUGUCUACUUCACCAACAUCUCCAACUAGGGAUUUUCAGUCUUCUGGGAAAACUCCUUUUAAGAAAGGCCAUGCAAGGAACAAGAGUACAAGCAGUGCUAUGGGUGGCAGUCAUCAGGACCUUACCAUGAUGCAACCAAUUGUAAAAGACUGUAAAGAGGCUGACCUAUCUUUGUACAAUGAAUUCAGAUCUUGGAAGGAUGAGCCUACUAUGGAUAGAACAUGUCCUUUCUUGGACAAAAUUUAUCGGGAAGAUAUUUUUCCAUGUUUAACCUUCUCAAAAAGUGAGUUAGCCUCAGCUGUUCUGGAAGCUGUUGAAAAUAACACACUGAGCAUUGAACCCGUUGGCUUGCAACCUGUUCGAUUUGUGAAAGCUUCUGCAGUUGAAUGUGGGGGACCAAAGAAAUGUGCUCUCAGUGGACAAAGUAAAUCCUGCAAGCACAGAAUCAAAUUAGGAGAUUCAAGCAGUUAUUACUACAUUUCUCCUUUCUGUCGUUACAGGAUCACUUCUGUGUGUAACUUCUUUACAUAUAUUCGAUACAUCCAGCAAGGACUGUUGAAGCAGCAAGACGUGGAUCAGAUGUUCUGGGAAGUUAUGCAGCUGAGAAGAGAGAUGUCACUAGCAAAACUUGGAUACUACAAGGAAGAGCUCUAAAUCUUUUUACUCUUGCGCAUGCAUGAACUUCAUUGAAAAUACAUAACUAAAAUUGCUGAAUCUUUUUGUCACUUGAUAUUUAUUUCCACAAAGUGGGUCCAAGAUUUUUCUCCUUUUGCAGAUUGCACUAAGAAGUACUGUGAUUGUUUUAAACUGACUUCUGCUGUAUAUGCAUACAUAUAAUACUUAGUUGAACAAAUGUGGUAAGCACUUGCAGGUGUAUUAGUGAUUGUAAUUUACAUUUAAAAACAAAACUUCUGAUUAAAGUGUUAGUCUGAAGCA